UGCCGGGGUGGGCCGCACGGGCUGCUUCAUCGUGAUCGACGCCAUGCUUGAGCGCAUCAAGCACGAGAAGACCGUGGACAUCUACGGCCACGUGACGCUGAUGCGCGCCCAGCGGAACUACAUGGUGCAGACGGAGGACCAGUACGUGUUCAUCCACGACGCGCUCCAGGAAGCCGUCACAUGCGGCACCACUGAAGUGCCCGCCCGAAACCUCUACGCCUACAUCCAGAAGCUGACUGGGAUCGAGGGCGGAGAGAACGUCACAGGCAUGGAGCUGGAGUUCAAGGUAAGCCGGUCUGCGUUGUAUUAUUGCAAUGGAUUUUUUCUUUUUUUUAUAUAUACACUACCGUUCAAAAGUUUGGGGUCACUUAGAAAUGUCCUUGUUUUCCAUGAAAACAUACAUAAAAUGAGUUUGAAUAGGAAAUAUAACAAAAUGCAUAGGAAAUGUAGUCAUUGACAAGGUUAGAAAUAAUUAUUUUUUAUAGAAAUAAUAAUUGUGUCCUUCAAACUUUGCUUUCGUCAAAGAAUCCUCCAUUUGCAGCAAUUACGGCCUUGCAGACCUUUGGCAUUCUAGUUGUCAAUUUGUUGAGGUAAUCUGAAGAGAUUUCACCCCAUGAUUCCUGAAGCACCGCCCACAAGUUGGAUUGGCUUGAUGGGCACUUCUUACGUACCAUACGGUCAAGCUGCUCCCACAACAGCUCAAUAGGGUUGAGAUCCGGUGACUGUGCUGGCCACUCCAUUAUAGACAGAAUACCAGCUGACUGCUUCUUCCCUAAAUAGUUCUUGCAUAGUUUGGAGCUGUGCUUUGGGUCAUUGUCCUGUUGUAGGAGGAAAUUGGCUCCAAUCAAGCUCCGUCCACAGGGUACGGCAUGGCGUUGCAAAAUGGAGUGAUAGCCUUCCUUCUUCAAGAUCCCUUUUACCCUGUACAAAUCUCCCACUUUACAUUUACAUUACAUUUACAUUUACGUCAUUUAGCAGACGCUCUUAUCCAGAGCGACUUACAAAUUGGUGCAUUCACCUUAUAGCCAGUGGGAUAACCACUUUACAAUAUGUAUUUUAUUUUUACAUUUUUAUUAUUUAAUUUUGUUUUUAAAAAAUUGGGGGGUGGGGUAAGGGGGGGGGGGGGGGGGGGGUAGAAGGAUUACUUUAUCCUAUCCCAGGUAUUCCUUAAAGAGGUGGGGUUUCAAGUGUCUCCGGAAGGUGGUGAGUGACUCCGCUGUCCUGGCGUCGCGAGGGAGCUUGUUCCACCAUUGGGGUGCCAGAACAGCGAACAGUUUUGACUGGGCUGAGCGGGAACUGUGCUUCCACAGAGGUAGGGGGGCCAGCAGGCCAGAGGUGGAUGAACGCAAUGCCCUCGUUUGGGUGUAGGGACUGAUCAGAGCCUGAAGGUACGGAGGUGCCAUUCCCCUCACAGCUCCGUAGGCAAGCACCAUGGUCUUGUAGCAGAUGCGAGCUUCAACUGGAAGCCAGUGGAGUGUGCGGAGGAGCGGGGUGACGUGAGAGAACUUGGGAAGUUUGAACACCAGAUGGGCUGCGGCAUUCUGGAUGAUUUGUAGGGGUUUAAUGGCACAGGCAGGGAGCCCAGCCAACAGCGAGUUGCAGUAAUCCAGACGGGAGAUGACAAGUGCCUGGAUUAGGACCUGUGCCGCUUCCUGUGUAAGGCAGGGUCGUACUCUCCGAAUGUUGUAGAGCAUGAACCUACAGGAUCGGGUCACCGCCUUGAUGUUAGCGGAGAACGACAGGGUGUUGUCCAGGGUCACGCCAAGGCUCUUCGCACUCUGGGAGGAGGACACAACGGAGUUGUCAACCGUGAUGGCGAGAUCAUGGAAUGGGCAGUCCUUCCCCGGGAGGAAGAGCAGCUCCGUCUUGCCGAGGUUCAGCUUGAGGUGGUGAUCCGUCAUCCACACUGAUAUGUCUGCCAGACAUGCAGAGAUGCGAUUCGCCACCUGGUUAUCAGAAGGGGGAAAGGAGAAGAUUAGUUGUGUAGACAACGCGGGCGGGCGCGCGCACACACACACACACACACCCACACAGUCCAAAAUGGGAGGCCUAUGUCUGAUGGUGCCGAAGUGGGAAAUUCUAUCACCAGCAUUAUUUGGCACAACAAUCGUGCCAUUUGAACAACUAUUAAAGUCCUACCCUCCCCUCCCCUCCCCUCCCUUUUGAAACACACAAUUCCCCAUCCGUCACAGAGCAUAGCCUAUAGAGAGGAGGGAGGGGGUGAGGACCCGCGCGCGCCCUCAAUUGUUUUUGUUUGGGUAGCUAGCCUCUGAGUGGAAGGCUUUUUUGAGCGCUAGAGCUCCACUAGGCCAAUAGCAGGGGCGCCUAUGAGCAAGCAGGGGAGUGUCCACGGCCACUGACUUUGCUUAGCUUCCUCUUCAUAAGACGGGUAAGCGCCCUUCACCCCCUCAUUCGUUUCUGAGAAGCAACGAGACAUCAUCAUGCCCGAGCCAGCAAAGUCAGCGCCCAAGAAGGGCUCCAAGAAAGCCGUCACCAAGACCGCAGGGAAGGGCGGCAAGAAGCGCAGAAAGUCCAGGAAGGAGAGCUACGCCAUCUACGUGUACAAAGUCCUUAAGCAGGUCCACCCCGACAUCGGCAUCUCCUCCAAGGCCAUGGGAAUCAUGAACUCCUUCGUGAACGACAUCUUCGAGCCUAUCGCCGGAGAGUCCUCUCGCCUGGCCCACUACAACAAGCGUUCUACCAUCACCUCCAGGGAGAUCCAGACCGCCGUGCGCCUGCUGCUCCCCGGUGAGCUUGCCAAGCAUGCCGUGUCCGAGGGCACCAAGGCCGUAACCAAGUACACCAGCUCCAAGUAAACAGCGCAUUUGGACUGCUCUACUAACGCAAAGGCUCUUUUAAGAGCCACCCACUCUGUCAGUAAAAGAAGCAAUUCCAUCGCCACCGAAUGAAUGCGUAGGUAGGCUGCGUUACAUUGUACGACUGCGGUUACCUUGUAUCAUUGUUUAAUGGGCGGCGCGCGCCGCCGGCUCGGAGAGCGGCUACAUUGUAUCAUUUCCCCUGCCCGUUCCAGCGUAGGGGUUUAGUGCGCCUUUUUUGUUGUCUUCCACCACCAAAGCACCCCCAGACCAACACAUUGCCUCCACCAUGCUUGACAGAUGGCAUCAAGCACUCCUCCAGCAUCUUUUCAUUUGUCUUUUCAUUUGGUCUGCAUCUCACAAAUGUUCUUCUUUGUGAUCCUAACACCUCAAACCUCAAUUCGUCUGUCCAUAACACUUUUUUCCAAUCUUCCUCUGUCCAUUCUGUGUUCUUUUGCCCAUCUUAAUCUUUAAUUUUUAUUGGCCAGUCUGAGAUAUGGCUUUUUCUUUGCAACUCUGCCUAGAAGGUCAGCAUCCCAGAGUCGCCUCUUCACUGUUGACGUUGAGACUGGUGUUUGCGGGUACUAUUUAAUGAAGCUGCCAGUUGAGGACCUGUGAGGUGUCUGUUUCUCAAACUAGACACUCUAAUGUAUUUGCCCUCUUGCUCAGUUGUGCACCGGAGCCUCCCACUCCUCUUUCUAUUCUGGUUAGAGCCAGUUUGCGCUGUUCUGUGAAGGGCGUAGUACACAGCGUUGUACGAGAUCUUCAGUUUCUUGGCAAUUUCUCGCAUGGAAUAGCCUUCAUUUCUCAGAACAAGAAUAGACUGCCAAGUUUCAGAAGAAAGUUAUUUGUUUCUGUCCAUUUUGAUCCUGUAAUCGAACCCACAAUUGCUGAUGCUCCAGAUACUCAACUAGUCUCAAGAAGGCCAGUUUUAUUGCUUCUUUAAUCAGCACAACAGUUUUCAGAUGUGCUAACAUAAUUGCAAAAGGGUUUUCUAAUGAUCAAUUAGCCUUUUAAAAUGAUAAACUUGGAUUAGCAAAACACAACGUGCCAUUGGAACACAGGACUGAUGGUUGCUGAUAAUGGGUCUCUGUACGCCUAUGUAGAUAUUCCAUAAAAAAUCUGCAGUUUCCAGCUACAAUAGCCAUUUACAACAUUAACAAAGUCUACACUGUAUUUCUGAUCAAUUUGAUGUUAUUUUAAUUUCAAAAGUUUAAAAAAAUCGCUUUUCUUUCAAAAACAAGGAAAUUCCUAGUGACCUCAAACUUUUGAACGGUAGUGUAUAUAAUUGGAAAAAUCCACACUAAAAUGCCAUUUAUUUUCAAGGGGAAUCAUUUUAGUACAGUACAUCUAGUUGUAAAAGCAGCUUGUACAUUGAUAUCAAAAAUAUCUUGCAAUUGGAAUAGCUAAACUGGUAAAGGGUGCAAUGCUACAGACAAACAGCCAACUUAAAGAUAUUGGACAGCCUGGAUGCUAACCCAAGACCAAUGUGCUCCAGCUCAUAUCCUGCUCUAUAGUUCCAAAGGGGCCAUGCCAACAAAAGAGGAACUGGCUACAUAAAGAAAAGAAGGAAAAAAAACUUAAUUACUUGUAUUUACUGUAUUUACUGAAAGUCAGAGGGUGGUUGGAUAUUGUUUUGUGUAAACCCCCCCCCCCCCCCCCCCCCCGAGCUCCAAGUCACAUCCUGGCCCUUGCAUCAUUGAUUGGCCGCAAUACCACCACUCACGGACACUUUUACAAUUCCCAUUAGCCCAGCGAGACAUUGUGGGGCCUGUGGUUUCCCCCUUUCCAGUUAGUUGCCUUCCUUUUGUAACCCAACUAGAAAUCCUACCCUGUGAUGUCAAAGAGAAGCAUUUUUUGGGCCUUUCUUCUUAUCUUUUUAACCACAGAUCAUAGAAACGCAAUGUUUUCACAUAUGUAGACACUGGUUCAGUGCUGAAUAUGAGGUUAAAAAUGUGGCGGAAUUGCCCUUUAACGUUAACAUAAAAUUAUUUAACUACUGUAGAUGCAGUAAACAGCGUAGCCUUUUUCCGUUCAGAAUGUUUGGCAGCCGAGAACCAUAAUCCUACUAAGGCCUUCCCUCACUUUUGCGAUCAUUAUAUUACACAAGCCCCCUGUUUUUAAUGUCAACCACAAGCCAGACACUAGGGAAAUAAACGAGAGAGCUGCAUUAGCCAGCAGUCACAUAAAGGCAGUGCUUCUUAUCUCCCUCUCUCUAGCGUUUAGCCAACACUAAAGCCCAUACGUCGCGAUUCAUCAGUGCCAAUCUCCCCUGCAACAAGUUCAAGAACCGCCUUGUGAACAUAAUGCCAUAUGAGUCCACGCGAGUGUGUCUUCAGCCAAUUCGAGGGGUGGAGGGCUCCGACUACAUCAAUGCCAGUUUCAUUGAUGGAUACAGGUGAGGAGAGCUUGACCAACGUGGUUGAAUUAUUGAGACACAUGGUAGUCCACUUUUACCUUGUAUUUUGUGAUACUGAAUAUAUUUAUAUUGUUUCAGGCAACAGAAAGCCUAUAUUGCCACGCAAGGGCCGCUAGCGGAGACCACAGAGGACUUCUGGAGGAUGCUCUGGGAGCACAACUCCACCAUCGUAGUCAUGCUAACGAAGCUCAGAGAAAUGGGCAGGGUAUGUUAUGCUAAACUAUGUUGUUUCUGUGCACUCUGUUGUCCAUGCUAACCAAAUGUUGCUACUACCGUGACAUGAUAACAUACCCGACAAUACAUAUAACAAUGUUGCUACUUCAACUAGUUGAUGAAAAAUGCAAACGUGAAAUAAAUUGAAUUCAGACCAACAAUCUGUAAGAUAUCCAGGCACUCUGCUGGAAUUUCAGUGUACUGUACGAGGUAGUAUCGCUCAUGUUUUUUUAUUUUUAUGUUUUCCCCCACUGCAGGAAAAAUGCCACCAGUAUUGGCCAGCAGAGAGGUCGGCCAGAUACCAGUACUUUGUGGUGGACCCCAUGGCUGAAUACAACAUGCCCCAGUACAUCCUGAGAGAGUUCAAAGUGACUGACGCCAGGGUAAGUACUGUACUGUACUGUACUACACCCAUCUUUUACUAUCCAAACACUCAUAGAAAUUUGACAGUGCUAGAAGCAUUCCCGACUUUGUAGUUUUUGUCAAAAUAUAUUAGAUUCAUUGUUUAUUGUGUGGAGUUUGGUCAAACGCAUAAAUCUGUCUACUUUGAAGUUUUUGUCUUUGAAUAACUCUGUUUCAUGAUAAAAACUUGGCAGCACUCGCUACCAUUUCUUUGAGCCAUUUGAUUUUAACGGUUCAGAUAGAGACUUGACUUAUAGUUGGCCAACUCCUACUGACCGGGGUUUUUAACUGUGCAGUAGUCCUCAAGCCAACAUCUGGGACCCAUAUCAAAUAAGUUGUUUAUACCGAACUGGAGGUUUUUUAAUGAAUAUAUGCAUAAAUAUAUUUGAGGGAAUUAUGACAUGUCAAAGGUGUAAAAACAAAUACGGUGCCUGGCAGCCUUGAGCCGCUGGGACUUAAUUCCAUCAAAGGCUUACACUGAUAAAUGGUGCAGGCUUCUCCUUUGUAGUGUGUGUUACAUUGGAACCUCAAUGGGAUUGCUUCCCCUUAUCAAAGGGAUACAAUAUCACUAAAGUAAUGCACACCCUCAAAGACGGCUUUUCAAGAGCCUGCCAAACUCGGCACAUCAAAGGACUUAGCGUCUUUAGUAUUCAUAUUUUAAUACAUUCAGGUGAAAAUUACAGAUAUCUUUAGUAACAAACACCUGUCUCUGGUACUUAUAACUUUGUGACUCGGGGCUCCCUGAUUCACUAAUGACCGAUAUUGAGAUUUUCAAAAUAAAAGCACAAAAAAGCCUCUGUCAUUACUGAGGCAUAAUGAGAUAGUUGAGGAAAAAAGAAAAUGGACAAGCUUCCAAUUUGGCCUGUUUGUCAGGUGCGUUGGAUAAGUUGUCUUGAUUUCAUCAUCUUGGCUUGACGUUCCAUUCAAGUGAACACACUGUAUUCUCUCUCCCUAUUUGUCCAGGACGGACAGUCACGGACGGUAAGGCAGUUUCAGUUUACAGACUGGCCCGAGCAAGGAGUGCCAAAAUCGGGAGAGGGCUUCAUCGAUUUCAUCGGCCAAGUUCAUAAAACAAAAGAACAGUUUGGCCAAGAUGGGCCUAUAUCAGUCCAUUGUAGGUAAGGAGCCACAUUCAAAAUAACUGUUGUUUUGUCUAGAGUGUGUUGUUUUGUCUGGUCAUGUGUUGUUUUGUCUAGACUGUGUAGUUUUGUCUAGACUGUUGUUUUGUCUGGUCAUUUGUUGUUUUGUUUGGUCAUGUGUUGUCUUAUCUGGUCAUGUGUUGUUUUGUCUGGUCAUGUGUUGUUUUGUCUAGACUGUGAUGUUUUCUCUGGUCAUGUGUUGUUUUGUCUGGUCAUGUGGUGUUUUGUCUGGUCAUCUGGUGUUUUGUCUGGUCAUUGGUGUUUUGUCUAGACUGUGUUGUUUUGUCUAGACUGUGUUGUUUUGUCUGGUCAUAUGUUGUUUGUCUGGUCAUGUGUUGUUUUGUCUGGUCAUGUUGUUUUGUCUGGUCAUGUGUUGUUUUGUCUAGAGUGAUUUGUUUUGUCUGGUCAUGUGUUGUUUUGUCUGGUCAUGUUUUGUCUGGUCAUGUGUUGUUUUGUCUAGACUGUGUUGUUUUGUCUGGUCAUGUGUUGUUUGUCUGGUCAUGUGUUGUUUUGUCUGGUCGUGUUGUUUUGUCUGGUCAUGUUGUUUUGUCUGGUCAUGUGUUGUUUUGUCUAUACUGUGUUGUUUUGUCUGGUCAUGUGUUGUUUUUGUCUGGUCAUGUUGUUUUGUCUGGUCAUGUGUUGUUUUGUCUAGACAAUGUUGUUUUGUCUGGUCAUGUGUUGUUUUGUCUGGUCAUUUGUUGUUUUGUCUAGACUGUUGUUUUGUCUGGUCAUGUGUUGUUUUGUCUGGUUGUGUUGUUUUGUCUGGUCAUGUGUUCUUUUGUUUGGUCGUGUUGUUUUUGUCUGGUCAGCGUGGAGGUUCUCAGACUGUUUAUUUGCUGUCUGAUUAUCUUUUGACUUUCUCGCAGUGCGGGUGUUGGUAGGACUGGAGUCUUCAUCACCCUCAGCAUCGUAUUAGAGCGGAUGAGGUACGAGGGCGUGGUGGAUAUCUUCCAGACGGUGAAAAUGCUCCGGACACAGAGACCGGCCAUGGUGCAGACAGAGGUGAGAUACCCUGUAUACCUGUACUCUCCACACCUUAUGGAGGUCAACCAAGCAUGAUACAUAACAUACCUACCUAACACACUAUACACUGACUAUACCAAACAUUAGGAACACCUUCCUAAUAUUGAGUAGAUGCUCAUGAGAUACAGAAUUCCAUUUGUCGUCCACAAAAUAUCCUUUGAAUGGAUGACAGACAACUGUUUUCAAGAUCUAUAGAAAAGAUACACAAUAGCUUACAAGUGGCUCUCUGAAAUUGCUUAAAAGCAGCAAUCUUCUACUCUGUGGUGAAUCAAGUACAUUUUUAUUUAUCUCAUUUCUGAGCAGCGGCAAAUGAAAAUGUGAACAUGGCAGACCGAGAAAGAGAGAACGAUUGAGGCCAAGGAAACUAAAGAUCACAUAUUGAGAGAGACAGUAAAGAAAGACAGCUAGACAGAGAAAUAAAUUGGACCUGGUUGGAAAAUGGUGACAAACAGUUUGGACUAAUUUUCUUUCUCUCCUUUCUCCUCAGGAUCAGUACCAGUUCUGUUACAGAGCUGGCUUGGAAUACCUUGGAAGCUUUGACCACUAUGCA
This is a messenger RNA of Coregonus sp. 'balchen', 8562 nucleotides long. The record is from the annotation of a GenBank genome assembly. Lineage: Eukaryota; Metazoa; Chordata; Actinopteri; Salmoniformes; Salmonidae.